Grus americana (Whooping crane) is the source of this 1340-nucleotide messenger RNA. RefSeq names its product mitochondrial ribosomal protein S7 (gene MRPS7). Gene Ontology annotation, cellular component: ribosome. Gene Ontology annotation, molecular function: mRNA binding; rRNA binding; structural constituent of ribosome. Lineage: Eukaryota; Metazoa; Chordata; Aves; Gruiformes; Gruidae. The transcript is spliced from 5 exons. The record is from RefSeq and is a predicted model, not a curated record. Gene Ontology annotation, biological process: ribosomal small subunit assembly; translation. The coding region runs from base 87 to 788 and encodes 233 amino acids.
GCGAGAGCCGAGCGGAGGGCGGGGCCCGGCUGAGGACCGCCCCCCUCCGGUAACGGACCUCGCCCCGCCCCGCACGCGGAGGGAAGAUGGCGGCGCCCAGCGCGGCGGGGCUGAGCCGGCGGCUACGGGCCUGGCUGCCCCGGCUGACGCAGGUGAGGUGGAGUCGCUACAACCCCAGUUUCUUAGAGCCAGAAGUGAACAAGGAAUUGUAUCAGAAACCUCCGGAGGAGCUGUCUGAGGAGGAAAAGGAAAAAAUGGAGCUUAAGGCUGUUCGGCCCAUAAAAGCGGCUCCUCCCACUCUCUCCAGCUCUGUGUUCAGCGACCCUAUGAUCAGUAAAUUCACCAAUAUGAUGAUGAGGGAUGGAAAUAAAGUGCUGGCCAGAAGCCUCAUGGCUCAGACUCUAGAGGCCAUUAAGAGGAAGCAGCUGGAGAAGUACCACAAAGCUCCAGAAGAUGAGAAGGAGACAAUUGAAUGCAACCCUUACGUCAUUUUCCACCAGGCUCUGAAAAACUGCCAGCCCAUCAUUGGGCUCAGCAGCAUCACAAAAGGAGGCAAAACCUACCAGGUCCCGGUCCCGCUGAAGGACAAUCGGAAGCGCUUCCUGGCCAUGAAGUGGUUAAUCACCGAGUGCAGGGAGAACAAGAACCGCCGGAUGCUGAUGCCUGAGAAGCUCUCCCAGGAGCUGCUCCAGGCCUUCAACAACGAAGGGCCCAUCAUCAAGAAGAAGCAUGUGCUGCACAAGAUGGCAGAGGCCAACCGGGCUUACGCCCACUUCCGCUGGUGGUAGGGACUCUGGGCACGGGACGCGACGCCCCCAUCCCCACGGCAUGGUGAGCAGAGCCCCAGGGCCACCCACGUGGGAGAAGCAGGGGAGAAGAGGGAAAGGUGGAAGGUCCCUUCCAGACAGCUUCUGAACGGAGCCAGGGACAGCCCAUCUGAUCCCCACAAAGUUCAUUUCCUUUGGGCUUGUUUGGAAAGGGGAAUCUGAAAGCGUUACUGACCCCUGCACGGACGAUCUAGUUACUUCAUAAUCACUUUCCUGUGAAGAGAAGCCUUAGAUUUUUUUCUUAGAGCAAUGCUGUACAAAAUAAUCUUCCACUUACCCGUUUCCAGUGUCUCUGCUCCUGUAAUCAGCAAUGGUUUUCCCUUUUUGGCUGCACAGCUAAGAGCAGAGCUGGAUUUUUUUCCAUACCAUAACCAGCCUUAGUGUCAUUGGUACAAAAGGCCCUUUUUGAUUUUUGGUUCUGACCAUCAGCUACAUUGUCUGCACAGAUUUGAUGGGGUUGUUAACAGAAAAAAAAUAAAACCAGUUUUAUGGAGAAGGUUUCUUGAUUCCAAA